This is a messenger RNA of Fusarium venenatum, 822 nucleotides long. Lineage: Eukaryota; Fungi; Ascomycota; Sordariomycetes; Hypocreales; Nectriaceae. The record is from RefSeq and is a predicted model, not a curated record.
AUGUCUCCUGCGGCGAAAGAUCAGUCGGUCAAAAUGAUGCAACGACCUGCUGUCGUCCAUGCCUUAGAAGAAGCGAAAGAACACCUGCGCUGUGACCGCACUGUUACUGCCACGAUGCCGACCUCUGAUCCCGGCCAUGAUCUUGAUAAUGCAAUCCAGUUCAUGAUAUGGAAGUUCGCAACGCCACCACAAUUUCACGAUUUUAACGCAGAACUGGAUGGGCAUAAGGUUUCACUAAGCCCAAUACUAUUGCCGCUACCAGUCGCCUUUUGGGUCUGCCAACAGACCAGAAAUCUCGCCCAAACUCUGUGGAGGAAGCUAGAGUACAGAGGCCGUGGUCCUGCCAUGACCGGGGCUUACUCUGCUUUCGACCCCGUCUGUGACUGCGCCUAUGUGUGUGUCGGUGACGUGAUGGGGCGGUAUUACGGGAUCGAAGACUGCGAGAUUUCGUUCUUCACACCGUUGAACAACAUCGCCUUGUCCUUCGACGGCGGUCUUUGCCAUAUGCAAAACUUUCCUGUACUAUCCGAUUUUUCCAGUGAAGAUCGGGAGGAGCCGCUUAAUGUUUAUUUCUUGCAGUACGGUCUCCAUGAGAAGCCGGGAAACAACAUCCGCCGCAUCAACAUGGAGACUGAUACUCGGUGCUCAGACGAAAUUCCACAGCAUAAAAUCGACCAAUACAAUGAUGCUAUCGACUGGAUCAGGGAGAUGGAAAGUCUUGUGGGGGCGGAAUCCUGUCCUCAGGUCACGUUGAUAGAGGUUCUAUCUGAUCCUGCCCAAAGUUGGCGGGACAUCCUGAGUCUAUGUUUAAGGAGGGGAUAA